GGACCAGAAAAGUGUUCGGAAAAGGGGGGUAGGGGGAGGAAAAAGCGCGUGGAGAGCGAUCACUUUAACGAAACACCGGGAGCCCCUCUAUUCAUAUCAGAUCCCUUCAGCAACAUAGAUUCAAUCCCUAUUAUUUCUGGAAUCAACUUUUUUCUUCUUCUUUCAACAAUAAAAGUUUUUUUCUUCAAAAGAAUGGAGAAUUAGUUUCUUCGCAAUCACACAACUAACUGAUCGUCGACUUUACGAACGAAAAGAUGGAUCCAAAUCCCUACAACGACGUAAACAAGAAUCCCCAAUCCACAUUCUACGGUGCUCUAUCUGGAUCUGUCUGCUUCCCCAUGCCUCUCAUGUACAAUCCCAUGAACUCCUACCCUUUCAUGUCAGCUCCCUUCCUACCCAUGCAUCAUCCCAUGUUGUCUAACCAUGGACUGCAGGAUUCCCACGUGCUCAAUCCUGCUUCAGAUUCCAUGCAGCUGGCAAAAUCUUCCGAAGAUUUGAGCACCAGGGCAUUUGCCUACCUUCAAAGCAGAUAUCAGUCUAUGGGCAAAUGUUUCCUGCCCCCCUCGAGGAAAUCUUCUAAAUAUUGCCCGUCUAUAGUAGAUGUCCAGUCAACGGAUGAGAAGAUGGGAUACAGUGAUCCCAUUAUGGGAGUAACGAGUAACAGUACCAGUUACUCCGAUAAAGACUGUUACUUAUCUAGUCCUGGUACAGAAGUGGAAGAACCAGAUUCAUCAGGGAAACGUUCGACCGAUGUUAUAGAACAAAAAGUGAUUCCAAGGUGGAAUUGUGAUUCAAGUCAACCUCCCAUAUGUCCGAUAUGUGGACGUACCAUUCCUUUACAAGACUUAAGUGACCACUAUCUAAUGGAGUUGGACAAACUGAACGAUCUCGUCACAAGAAAAGAAUGGUUGAACGGAGACGAAGAAUUGAUGACCUCAUCUCGGUACCAGUCUUAUCAUGAUGUUGAGAGGAGAUGCCCAGAAUUUCGAAAAGAGACUUAUCUUCGAGUGAGAGCGAACAGAAUAAAUAGGCUGGCAGGUCCUAGAUCAAAGAGAUUGUGUAUGGAAGAUUCUUGGAAACUCCAAAAAAUUGGCCCUCUUGUUAGUCCAAAGAAAGAAGAUCUCCAAGAAGAGAAUACAGCGCAUCAAUCUAUGCUCAUGCUAGAAUUAACAGUUCAGCAGCUGGCAUCAGCGGAAAGAAAACCCGAAACAGAAAAAAAUAUUUUCCAGGAACAUUUAAGCGACGAUCAAACAAAAUCUGGUCUAGCAGACAGCAGCUCCUGCAAUAAUUUAGAAGUGGCAUCAUGUCCAACAGACUCAAAGCAAUCAAUGGAGGAAGACAAUCCUUGUUCGAGUCUUGUUGACAUAAAAUGUCAAGUGUGUUUAGAGUCCUAUAAGAAACCUGUAGUUUCUGUUUGUUGUUGGCAUGUGCACUGCGAAACCUGUUGGCUGAAAUCACUG
Parasteatoda tepidariorum (common house spider) is the source of this 1460-nucleotide messenger RNA. RefSeq lists its product as uncharacterized. Gene Ontology annotation, molecular function: ubiquitin protein ligase activity. Gene Ontology annotation, biological process: protein ubiquitination. The record is from RefSeq and is a predicted model, not a curated record. Lineage: Eukaryota; Metazoa; Arthropoda; Arachnida; Araneae; Theridiidae.